AUGGAGGCCACAAACAGACCAGGCGGUAGGGGGCCUCAGAACAGGCCCGGGAACAGGCCAGUCAGCAGGGGCGGGUAUAUGGCGGCCAAUCGUGGUGGGAAUAAUGCGGCCUACCGUGGCGCCAACCAGUCGGCGAAUCGGGCCGCAAACGGGGUCGGAAGGGUGACCCAUAGUGAGACCGCACGGGUCACCCAGAGUGAGACCACAAAGGUGACCGCAAAAGAGAGCGAGAAGAAACCCAUGGAUAAUGCCGCCAACCAGGGGAGGAAUAACACGGCAAACGGGAUUGAGAAGAGGGCCUCAACCGAACCAGAGAAAAAAAUCCCACAUGAGACUGAAAAGGCUACAAGUCAGCUCGCGAACCAGGCCAUAAAUGGAGGCGUGAAGGAGACGCCUAAUAAGUUAGCCGAUAAGGUGGCAAGGGGACCCCCUAAUAGGGAUGCUAGCAAGGCUGCGGAUGGUUAUAAUAAAUAUAGUAAUAAUAGUAAUAAUAGUAAUAGUAGUAAUAGUAGUAAUUGUAAUAAUAGUGGAAGCCAGGACGGCAUCCUGAAGACGGGAUCCUUCGUCAGUCGAGACGGACUGGAGCUGAAGACCUACGAGUGGGUGGUGGAUAAGCCAGUCGGAAUCAUAAUACUAGUGCAUGCCCUAAACUCCCAUGUGAGAUUCGAAUACCUAAAGCUCAAUGCCAUCAUAGAGAGCAAGGAAAAGGCCACUCUUGUCGAUGCGAACAAUUAUUACAUCUAUAAGGAUAGCUGGAUUGAGCAAUUCAACAAAAGUGGAUACUCAGUCUAUGGCCUAGACAUGAGGGGACAUGGACAAUCAGGGUGCGUCAAAAAUGUGAAGACUCACGUAAAUGCCUUUCAAGAUUUAGUGUACGACGUGCUGGAAUAUGCCAAUAUUGUAUACGACUCAUUAUCCACAGAGGGGAAAAAGAAGAAGAAAGAAAACAUAACAUCACAUGGUGGGGGUGUUAAAACUUCUAGUGAUACCGCAUCCUCCGUUGCGUCAACCUCCGAUUAUGAUGGUAACAUCCCACAGGGAAGUCAUGUCUCUCCAGGAAAGAAUCCAUACAGUGGGAAACAACAACCCCCCCCCAGUGGUGUGAACAAUAUCAGCAAGAAUGACGUUCCUCCCUUCUACUUCAUGGGUCUAUCCAUGGGAGGAAAUAUCGUUCUCAGAAUAUUACAAUUGAGGGAAAAAAAAGGAGAUGAAUCGAUUAAGCGAUUGAACAUUAAGGGAGUGAUUACUUUAGCGGGCAUGAUUUCUCUGGAUGACCUGAAGAAAAAGCCAGAAUAUAAAUACUUCUACGUUCCUAUGGCGAAGCUUGCAUCCGCGCUUCUCCCCACCAAGAGACUGGCCCCUCUGCUGAAGCUUGAGAUGUUCCCUUACAUUAAUGACCUCUUUAGGUUUGACCCCCACUGUUACAACAAGCCGAUAACCAACCGAUUGGGAAAUGAACUUUUAAAGGCAGUCGAUAGCUUACACAAUGAUAUCAGGUUCAUUCCGGAAGACGUCCAAAUUCUGAUUAUCCACUCUGUACGGGACAGCGCUUGCUCCUACACUGGAGUGUCCAAAUUUUUUAACACCAUUCAGACGAAGAACAAGGAGUUGUUUACUCUUCAUGACAUGGACCAUAUUCUUCCUCAGGAGCCGGGGAAUGAGAGAAUUCUGAAGAAGGUUAUCGACUGGCUGGCUCAUCUGCAGUGCGCUAAGGGGUAA
Molecule: messenger RNA, 1719 nt
Organism: Plasmodium inui San Antonio 1
Lineage: Eukaryota; Apicomplexa; Aconoidasida; Haemosporida; Plasmodiidae
Exons: 1
Coding region: 1-1719 (572 amino acids)
Cellular component (GO): membrane
Molecular function (GO): lipase activity
Source: RefSeq, a predicted model, not a curated record